AUGGCGCCCGCUUCGUCUCUUGUGCUGUUGCUCUCUUUAAUCCCUUAUUGCAAUGGUGCCGAUGAUUACGUCUUCGUUGGCGAUCUCGCAGCGCCAAUUCCGCGAUGGACAACAAGUGUGCAGAACCUGACUCAGCGUGUUACCAAGCCGUUAUGGACGUCCUCGAAGACUCGGAUAGGGUACUAA
Molecule: messenger RNA, 186 nt
Organism: Penicillium brasilianum
Lineage: Eukaryota; Fungi; Ascomycota; Eurotiomycetes; Eurotiales; Aspergillaceae
Source: the annotation of a GenBank genome assembly